This is a messenger RNA of Eupeodes corollae, 588 nucleotides long. RefSeq lists its product as uncharacterized. Lineage: Eukaryota; Metazoa; Arthropoda; Insecta; Diptera; Syrphidae. The transcript has a single exon. The coding region runs from base 1 to 588 and encodes 195 amino acids. The record is from RefSeq and is a predicted model, not a curated record.
AUGCGGAUGGUUCUCUUGUCUGAAGAGUUGUGUCCGAAAACAGAUGGUGAGAAACGAGAAAUGGCAAACGUUCCUUAUCAAGAGGCGAUAGGGUGCAUUAUGUAUGCUGCACAGAUUAAUCGUCCAGAUGUUUGCUUCCCUGUUAGUGCACUUAGUAGGUACAACAAUAACUAUGGUCGUGCACACUGGUCGGCAGUAAAGAGGGUGUUACGAUAUUUGAAGGGUACAAUCGAUUUCAAAUUAUUGUUUAUUCCAAAGCAAAACGAUGAAGUGGUAGGCUUCUGCUACGCCGAUUGGGCAAGUGACUUGGACAAAAGACGUUCAACAACUGGCUAUGUAUUUUUGUCACACGGCGCUGCAGUUUCUUGGACUUGUCGUCGUCAACCAACAAUAGCUUUGUCUUUUACCGAAACAGAGUUUAUGUCGAUGGUUGCAGCUAUACAAGAAGCGCUUUGGUUAAAGCGUUUUGAAACCGCAAUGUUUUUGGAGGCAUCAAAAACGAUUCUUUUGUAUUGCGAUAACCAGGGAGCAAUCAGUUUGGCGAAAAAUAAAAAUUAUCAUGCGCGCACUAAACAUAUUGAUGUUUAA